GUGCAGCAAUUUAAAUCCGUAGGAGGAGGCCGCUUUUAAUCUAGCAUGCGUGUUGAUAAUUAAACUUAUAAAGCAGCUGGCCAUCAAGCUAUGCUAUGGGCGGAGAAUGGGGUGUGGUUGUGCAAGAUAGGCCAAAAGUGAUUGCCACGCCGUCUGUUGCGAUGAGGCGCUGUCGCUCCUUGAUCCGAAAUGUUUCUAUUCUAAAGUCUCGCAUCAUUCUUACAGUGGCAUUAUCUUGUAUAUUCCCAGUAGGUCUUAUCGCGGCCGCUGCCGCCGCCGAUCAGCCACCGCUGAAGGAGAAUGUGAGGAGCGAUGCAAAUGAAACUAGAAUGUGCCGGUCGCAAGGGGGGCGCUUCCCGCCGUAUGCAAUUCAGGGGAAGGAACCGAGGAGGGUGCGAGGGGCGGAAAGCCUGAGCCUGUGCAAGGCUUAUAAGUGGAAGACGUGCUGCGGCAAGGAACAGACGGAUACAGCCCUUUUAUGGCUCCGAAAGCUGGCAACGUCCGGCGAGGCGGGAGCCGAUUGCUUGGCGCUUUGGGAAGUUGUGGAGUGUGCGCUUUGCGAUCCCGACGUUGGGGUCUCGGAGGGCCCCCCCGUAAUCUGCCGGAGCCUGUGCGAUAGGCUAUUGGACGCAUGCGGGGGAGCGUAUUUUGCAUUGGAUGCGAUGACUCAGGACCUAGUUCCCUGCGGCCGCCGCGACCUGGUGUGCACCACCGCCGCCGAGUGGGCCUCCUCCGGCGCGCACUUCUGCCAGCUGGCGGGCUUCCGCACCGCCGAUGACGUCACGGACGACGUCACCGGUGGGAGGGAUCCCCCGUGCUUCGACGGGACGAGACUACCGCCCCCCGGGGGGCGGGAAGAGGAGCGACGGGGGAAGAAGAAGCGCGAGAGCGGGUUCUGGGAUGCCGCAAAAAAAGUGCGGAAGAAAGCCGGGGGGGAGCGUCGAGGGGGGGGUCGGGUUCACGGUCGUGCUGACGUCAGCGAUCCUUCUGAUGUGGGUCGCUCGCAAAUACGGCCACCACUUAGGUUUCGACAAGAUUUUGUCGCUGGUAAAAAUGAGGCAGCAACAGGGAGGGCAGAAGACCGUCCAGGGCAUGCUGCAAGAAGUGAGGCGCAAGCAGCAGUCACGCUAUUCACAGGGUGUGAAAGCGACACCUGGCAAUAAGAAGAAGGUCUGAGUACCCUCGAGCCAUUUUUUAAAUUUAUAAAAACGGGCCCCCCAUCCAAGCCGGCAAUAAAGUAAGUGGUCAUCAUGAUCGGUGGACUCUGCGAAAUGUCAGGUGCUUCAAACCCGCUAAGCUGUGUCUUCAAGUUGCCAC
Molecule: messenger RNA, 1317 nt
Organism: Klebsormidium nitens
Lineage: Eukaryota; Viridiplantae; Streptophyta; Klebsormidiophyceae; Klebsormidiales; Klebsormidiaceae
Source: the annotation of a GenBank genome assembly